AUGAUGCUGGAAAAGUGUUCCUUCUGUAAAAAAGGGGAAUGUAUCAAACCUGUAAAAGUGGAAAAAAAGCCUGGAAAAGCAGCAGCUAAGAUCAGGAUUGAAGCAGAUGGAAGCUAUUUUCAGAUCAAUCAGGAUGGAGGAGCACAAAAACUGGAAAAGGCUAAAAUUACUCUGAAUGACUGUUUAGCUUGUAGUGGCUGCAUUACAUCAGCAGAGAGUGUUUUAAUCACUCAACAGAGCCAUGAAGAGCUAUGCAAAAUGCUAACUUUUAACAAGACUGCAGCUCCUAAUGAACAGAAGUUGGUAGUGGUUUCUGUUUCACCACAAUCCAGAGCUUCACUAGCUGCAAGAUGUAAAAUGGGUGUUCUGGAAACAGCAAAGAAGUUGACCGCGUUCUUAAAGAGUUUAGGUGUGCACUAUGUAUUUGAUACAACUUUCUCAAGAAACUUCAGCCUAUUGGAGAGCCAACAAGAGUUUGUAAAACGCUUUCGAAAGCAAUCUGAAGACAAAAGGGCUUUGCCAAUGCUAGCUUCUGCCUGUCCAGGUUGGAUCUGCUAUGCAGAGAAAACCCAUGGCAGUUUCAUCAUUCCUUAUAUCAGUACCACCAAGUCUCCACAGCAGGUCAUGGGCUCCUUGAUCAAGGACCAUUUUGCAGAACAGCAGCGCUUAACACCUGACCAGAUAUACCACGUAACAGUAAUGCCCUGUUAUGACAAAAAGCUAGAGGCUUCAAGGCCAGACUUUUUCAACCAAGAGUACCAAACUCGUGAUGUCGACUGUGUAAUCACCACAGGAGAAGUACUAAAGUUGUUGGAACAAGAAGGAAUAUCUCUAUCAGAUGUAGAUCCUGCUCCUUUGGAUACCAUCUUUAGUAGUGCUGCAGAAGAGGAGCUCACUAGCCACUCUGGAGGUGGUUCUGGGGGCUAUUUGGAGCACAUAUACAAGUAUGCAGCCAAGGAACUCUUUGGAAUUCAAGUGGAUACAAUUCAGUACAAACCUUUAAAAAACAAGGACUUCCAGGAGGUGACACUGGAGAAGGAUGGAGUAGUCCUGCUCCAGUUUGCUUCGGCAUAUGGGUUUCGAAACAUACAGAACUUAGUGCAAAAGCUGAAACGAGGGAAAUCGCCCUAUCACUAUGUUGAAGUCAUGGCCUGCCCAUCAGGCUGUUUAAAUGGAGGUGGUCAGAUCAAACUAGAUGGUGAAUCCAGCAAAGACCAGCUUCAGCAAGUUGAGAGGUUGUAUGAGUCUCUUAAGACUGAAAUUCCAGAGAAGAACCAUACUGUAAAAGAACUGUAUGAGCAGUGGCUGGGUGGCGUGGAGUCAGAAAAGGCUGCGAAAGCUUUGCAUACAGAGUACCAUGCAGUGGAGAAAACAAGCACUGGAUUUAACAUCAAAUGGUGAAGGCUGACACUGUGAAGCCCAGAUACAGAUACUCAGUGCCUUUUAAACUCAGUUAUGUUUAAGAUUCUCGAAAGACAGAUAAAGUUCUGUGCCAUCA
Molecule: messenger RNA, 1498 nt
Organism: Fulmarus glacialis (Northern fulmar)
Lineage: Eukaryota; Metazoa; Chordata; Aves; Procellariiformes; Procellariidae
Gene: CIAO3
Product: nuclear prelamin A recognition factor-like
Exons: 11
Coding region: 1-1401 (466 amino acids)
Biological process (GO): iron-sulfur cluster assembly
Cellular component (GO): cytosolic [4Fe-4S] assembly targeting complex
Molecular function (GO): 4 iron, 4 sulfur cluster binding
Source: RefSeq, a predicted model, not a curated record